GUACAACCAGCCCUCUGAUACCAAGCAGUACCAUGAGAACAUCAAAAUAAACCAGGCGAUGAGAAAGAAGCUCAUCUUAUACUUCAAGAGGAGAAAUCAUGCUCGUAAACAAUGGGAACAGAAAUUUUGCCAGCGCUAUGACCAGCUGAUGGAAGCCUGGGAGAAGAAAGUCGAGCGCAUCGAAAACAACCCGCGGCGCAGAGCCAAGGAGAGCAAGGUGCGGGAGUACUACGAGAAACAGUUCCCAGAGAUCCGCAAGCAAAGAGAGCUGCAGGAGCGCAUGCAGAGCCGUGUUGGGCAGCGAGGAGGUGGGCUGACCUCGUCUGCAGCUCGCAGUGAACAUGAGGUCUCCGAGAUCAUUGAUGGAAUAUCGGAGCAUGAGAACACAGAGAAGCAAAUGCGACAGCUGGCAGUCAUCCCUCCUAUGCUGUUUGACGCUGAGCAGCAACGCAUUAAGUUCAUCAACAUGAAUGGAUUGAUGGAUGACCCCAUGAAGGUGUACAAGGACCGGCAGGUUAUGAAUAUGUGGAGCGAGCAGGAGAAGGACACUUUCAGAGAGAAGUUCAUCCAGCACCCCAAAAACUUUGGUCUGAUUGCGUCUUUUCUGGAGAGAAAGACGGUGGCAGAGUGUGUGCUGUUUUACUACCUGACCAAAAAGAAUGAAAACUAUAAGAACAUAGUGCGGAGAAACUACAGACGCCGUGGAAGAAGCCAGCAUGGCCAGCAGCAGCAGCAGCAGCAGCAGCAAGUGAACCGAAGUAGCCAGGAAGACAAGGAGAAGGAAGAGAAAGAGAAGGAGGGAGAAAGGGAUGAAGAAAAAAAUGAAGCUGAAGACAAGGAAGAUGGAAUGAAGGAUGACACCUCUGGAGAAGAUGCAGAGGACAAAGAGCCCACUGUGGCUUUCAAGGGUCGACGGACAGCCAAUAGCCAGGGGCGCCGCAAGGGCCGCAUCACCCGUUCUAUGACCAGUGAAGUGGAGGAGACCACCACACCGCCUCUCAACAAUGAGCUUGCCAAUCUGGAGAUGAAUGAGAGCUCUCGCUGGACUGAAGAAGAGAUGGAAACUGCCAAAAAAGGCCUUCUCCAGUAUGGUAGGAAUUGGUCAGCCAUCGCCAAGAUGGUGGGAUCAAAAACUGUGUCACAGUGCAAGAACUUCUACUUCAACUACAAAAAGAGGCAGAAACUGGAUGAGAUUCUGCAGCAGCAUAAAAUGAAAUCGGAGAAGGAGCGAAAGGCCCGUCGUAGGGGCAAAGCCCUGCAGAAUGAGGCCAGUGCCCCAUAUGCAGCAGAGGAGGAGGAGAUGGAGGGUUCUGGAGCCAGUGGCAAUGAAGAGGAGGCCCCUGAAGAUGGAGAGGGUGGAGCAAACAACAGCUCUGACACAGAGAGCUUGCCCUCACCACACUCAUCCGAGGACAGCAAGGUUAAGGAGGAGGGUUCAAGCAGGUCGAAGGCUGGCUCCAACGCUGGGGACAAGGAGGCGGCCGGAUCAAACAUGGGCCAAGUAGGGGAUGAGAAACCUCAAAUCAAAGAAGAUGCUGACUCAGCCAUCAAACAGGAGAUAAAGACUGAGGCAGGGGAGCCCAUCAAAGAGCAACUGCAGCAAGCAACAUCCAGCGAUGCAACAGAUAAAAAACCUCCUACAGCAGAGACAGAGGAAGUCAAAAGCUCCACCAAGAGCUCCAAGAAGGACCAUGGGGCCAAGACAGGCUCCCAUGGGGACAGUGACUCUAGUGCCACUUGCAGCGCUGAUGAAGUGGAGGAAUCUGACAACACAGAUAAGAACAGAAUGACUUCCCCACGGCCAAGCUUACUUAACUACGCUCAUGAUGGGGUCAUAUCCUCCCCACUGCAGAAGCCCAUGGACCUGAAACAGCUCAAACAGAGGGCUGCUGCUAUACCACCUAUUAUGCCAGAGGCUUCCAUGCAGUGCAGUCAGCGGAGUGGGAGUGGCAAGGCAGUGCUCCCCCCCCAUGCCCUGGCACUGUACCAGCAACAGAUCACCAUGGCUCAUGGGGAGUCCUCCCAGGAGGUUAAACAGCAACAGCAGCAACAACAACAGCAGCAGCUUUCAGGCCAGCCAGGCAAACAGCAGUCUUACACCCCACAGGCAGACAGAGACAGGGAGGCUCUUCACAGCAGCAGCCCUCGUAUUCACCCGCGCAGCCCCUCCAUCAGCGACAAGGAUGAGCUGGAAGGCAACGAGAGGUGGUUACUGACCCUCCUGCAGGGAUUAAAAAAGUCUCGGGCUUUCUCUCCACACGCUGAAGCGAAGAAGCAGGCGCUGGGCCCUGAUGAUCUAAGGACCUCUAACUUGGGUCGCCCAGUUCUCUCCCUGUACCCCAUGUCCCCACAAGACAUGGCCAAGAUCAGUCACGACCAGCACUUGCUCCACUUCAACUCGUUCCAGCAAGCAGGCCACCCUUCACUCCCUAGUCUCCCACAGGACAGUGGUAGGCUAGCAGUAGUGAGACCCCCAACAAUGCCAGAGCCACCACCUCUCAUUUCCUCCACCAAGCCAGGGGGCUCAAUCACACAGGGCACCCCAGUGCAGUUGCACAGCCCAGCUCAUGGGUUGGACCAUGGAAAGAUGUCCGCAACACAAAUGGGGUUGUCUUGGAUGGAUCAGAGGAAAGUGGCAGGUCCUUUCCCCGUGGUAAAGCAGGAACAGUUGUCCCCUCGCAGUUCGUCCUCCCAAGCUGACAACCUGUCGAACCAGGGAAUGACUCAUGAUAGUGCUGCUGGACGUGCUACUAUUCCAGCUGUUCAGGGGGGCAGUAUCACUAAGGGCAUCCCAGGGACCAGAAUGCAUCCAGAUUCUUCGAUCUCCUACCGAGGGGGCUCCAUUACUCAGGGGACACCGGCUGACGUCCUGUAUAAGGGAACCAUAACCCGUUUGAUCACAGAGGACAGUGCCAGCCGAGCUGAGAGGGAGCGGGAUGAGGCACUGUCUAAAGGCCAUGUGCUCUACGAGGGCACCAGCGGGCACAUUCUCACAUAUGAACGCACUGCUUCUCAUACCCCUAAAGAUGAGGGCAGGGAACUUCUAGGCCUGAAGCGUCCUUAUGAUGCUAUGGAGGGAGGCAUCUCUAGAGGCCUGCCUAUGAGGGAUUCACUGUCCGCUGCCAACUGUGAAGGUCUGAUUGGGCGAGCCAUGCCUCAUGAUAGAGACAGUCCGCACCACACACCUUACAAGGAUGCUCAUCACAUCCGUGGGUCCAUCUCACAAGGUAUACCUCGUCAUCUGGACCCUCAGGAUGGAUACCUCAGGAGGGAGGCUAAGCAGAUGAAGAGAGAGGGCUCCCCACCCCGUGGACCCAGUUCGCUCUCUGACCCAAUGAAGGGAAGAGAGGCCAUGGUGCCCACUGUUAAGGAGGCUGGACGCUCCAUCCACCUCAUUCCCAGGGAGGAGCUCAGACAGCCUGCGAAGGAAGGCAUCAUAGCACAGGGAACACCCAUGAAGCAGGAGGCAGCUGGUUCAGGGAAACGUCAUGAUGUCCGCUCCAUCAUAGCCAGUUCACCACGUUCCUACCACAACACACCCUCCCAUCUGGAGAUGCGUGCUGAGAGGGGUCGCUAUGAAGAGGCUCCAAAAGGGCGCCCCAGCGCAGUGGUCAGUACAUCUAGCCCUAUAGCCCGCUCUUCUCCCCUUACACUGGGGUCAGAGCAGGGAGGCAAGGCUCAUCAUAGCCCAGUGGGCUACGACGACAAAGGCGCCUUAAGGACCCCUUACCCUGGACCCUCCCAUCGGGGCUCUCCUCUGUCCAGAGAGGCAAGCCAGAGGCAGCAUGAUGGUUCCAGUAAGAACCCGCCCCAGGAGCGUAAAGCCACACCGACCCCCAGGGAGAUGAGUGCCACCAAAUCACCACUCCCUGGUGUUCCUGAUCAGCAGGCCUAUGAGCGUCUCCUGCAGGGUCUCGGAGCUGCAGAUGUGUACCGUCAAAUCCCCUUAGCCUUUGAUCCUGCAGCGCUGCCCCGGGGCAUCCCUAUUGACCCAGCAGCCUACUACUUGCCUCGCCACCUAGCCCCCAACCCAGCGUACCCUCAUCCCUACCCCUACCUCAUCCGUGGCUUUCCUGACACUGCGGCCCUAGAGAACCGCCAGACACUGCUCAAUGACUACAUCACAUCCCAGCAGAUGCACCAGUGGCCUGCAGCCGCCGCCAUGGCUGCCCAGCGAUCAGACCUGCUGAGGGGCCUGACUCCACGAGACCAGCCCCUUCCUCUGCCCUACUCUGCAGCCCCACGUGGGAUCAUCGAUCUUUCUCAGUUGUCACACUUACCUUUCCUGGUCCCUCCCUCUGCAGGGACAGCCGGCUCCCCUAUGGAUCGCAUCACCUACAUCCCCGGGGGAAGCACGUCCUUCCCUGGCAGGCCUUACACCACCUCCCCCAUCUCACCAGUUGGCUCCUCACACAUAAACAAGAUGCAAGGCACAUCCUCAUCUUCGGAGCGCGAGCGUGAACGAGACCGUGAACGUGACAGAGAGAGGGAGAGGGACCGGGAGAGAGACAGAGAGCGGGAGAGAGAGAGGGAGCGGGAACGGGAUCGGGAGAGAGAUCGUGAAAGAGAACGUGAGCGAGACCGGGAAAGGGAAAGGGACCGGGACAGAGAGAGAGACCGAGAGCGUGACAGAGAGAAGGGCGGAUCUGUUGGAAAUGUGGAGCACGCCCCCAUCUGGCGACCAGGUACAGAGCACAGCUUGUCAAGCAGUAGCAGCAGUGUGAGACCUGCUUCCCAACCCUAUAGCCACCAGCACUCCCCAGUGUCACCUCGUACCCAGGAGACUGUGCAGCAGAGGCCAAGUGUCCUGCACAACACUGGGGGCAAAAGUCUCUCUAUCAGUGAACACUCCAGCCCAUCUGUGUUACGGUCCAUGCCCUCAGGGCCAGCCCGCUACCAAGGUUACCCUGGCCACCUUCAAAGGACAGGUCUGCCCCCUGAGGCCUACCCACCAGUAAUGGAUUCAAGUGUAGCCAAAGAGCAGAGUCGCGAUGGAGGCAAAAUCAGGGGAGGUCUACCCAAGCAUGUGCAGGACCAGCACGGACCCUCCAGUAAAGCAGACCCCAAGCUGUCCAGCCCCAGCCCAGGAGGAAUAUAUCCAGGUUCCUAUCCCUCGGCUUCAGGCCGGCCCCAACACCUGCUGCCUCCCCAGUCGGAUAACCCUCCUGGCCGUGGAGAAAGCGGUACACCUAGUAGGGAAAAGACUCAAAACAAACCGAUGUCCAUUCAGGAACAAGAGCUCCGAGCACUCGCUCAACAGAAGAUGGAGCCACACGGUCUGUACCGUCCUCCGUCUGAGGAAAGACUGUCUCCAGGCCAACAGCCCCCGUCCCCAUGUGUUAAAGGCAGCCAGAGGGUGGUCACCCUGGCACAGCACAUCAGUGAGGUGAUAACUAAAGACUACACCAGGCAGAGCCAGCAGCAGCAAAGCUACCACGGCUCUCCUGUCCUGGACUUAACCCGUCCACCCAGUGCCUCCCAGCCCCCAUCCACCUCACAGGAGUCAGCCCAAGGGGCCCGCUAUCCAGAGGGCCUUGGUGGAGAACGCAACAGAGACCGGUCUCCUCCUCAACCCAAGACAUCACCUGUUAGUGUUUCAAAUGACGGCAUUGAACCAGUGUCUCCUGCUGGAGCCAGCUCUGAACCUGAAGUCCAGGGAGGGGCCUCCUACCCCAACGAGCAAGGAGAGCAAGGAAUGGGCUCCCGUUCCCCUCCCAAUGCCUCCCAGCCUCCAGCUUUCUUCAGCAAGCUGACGGAGAGCACCUCAGCUAUCGUGAAGUCAAAGAAACAGGAGAUGAUCAAGAAGAUGACUGUGGUGGGAAACGACGGUGAUUUCAAUGCUGGUCAGCCGGGAACAGAGAUCUUCAAUAUGCCGGCGUCUACAACUGCAGGACCUGUGAGUGUCCGCAGCCACCCAGCUCCAGAGGCCCCUGGUAACUCAAUAGGCCUGGAGGCCAUUAUAAGAAAGGCCUUAAUGGGCAAAUACGAUGAUCAGUCUGAGGAACGCUCUCCAUCCAACGCUGCUAACCCGAUGGGUUCCAGUGUGUCUGCUGGUAUGCCUGUAGCCGACGGACGUGCUGAGGACUGUUUCUCACAAGGUGGGGGAAAGUCCUCAAAGGGCAGUGGGCGCUCUAAUGGUCGCAAAGCCAAGUCCCCAGGACCAGGUCUGUCAGGGGGGGAGAGACCGUCCUCUGUGUCCUCAGUCCACUCUGAGGGAGACUGCAACAGACGAACUCCCCUUACUAACCGUGUGUGGGAGGACCGGCCUUCAUCCACAGGUUCAGCUCCAACUGCCUUCCUGUGUAACCCGUUGAUGAUGCGUUUCCCCAGUGGCACAGUAUCCGCUCCCUCCCCCUCCUCCGGCCAGCCGGGGGGCCAGGGCCCAGGGUCAGGACCUGGACAGGGCCGCUCCUGGGAGGAGGAGCCCAAGCCUCUGCUCAUGUAUCAGUACGAGAACCUAUCUGACAGCGAGUGACCUGAAAUGCCACAGUACAAGAAGUCCCCGCUAACAGCCAACCACCUAUGUGCUGCUGCAGCCACACACACACACACACACACACACACACACACACACACACACACACACACACACACACACACACACACACACACACACACACACAAACACACAUACACACACCUGCUGAGGCAUCUGCAAUCCUACCCACACCAUUCCACUCUGCAUUUCCUACAUCAGCCCUCAAGCAAGGAUCAUGUCAUAUUUUCACACACUUGACACCAAGCAGCGACGAGCUGGAAAACUGCUGCUCUGUGUGUGCGUGUGUGUAUGUUUGCGCUUAGGUGUUAUGCAUUCACUCCAGGACUACUCUAAAGGACAAAUCACUUUUUCUUUCUUUUUUUUUUUUUUUAACUUCACUACUUUUCCUCACUGGCCUUAUCAAUAUAGACACAUUGACCUGCACCUUUUGGGUGUACUGCUCUAAUGUGCUGACACUUGUGUGGAAGGGACUCUGAGGUCGUGUUGUUGGUCUGGUCAGGAGCCUGAUGACAGCUGUUCUAGAGACAGAUUGUGCCCGCAGAUCUGAAAUGAGAGCAGCGGCCCACGCAGCGAGGACCCUCUCACGUUUCUUCACGGUGAAAUCCAGGUGCAGGCGGCCUGUGCACUGCUACCACUACAAGAAUACGUGCAAGGAGGACGGGAGAUGAAUCUACAUCCGGUUUUUCUUGCUUUGGGUCUUUCUUUUUCUCCUUUUUAAAUUCAGUCCAGUCCUGUGUUUGGAAUGUAAGCUGAGACCUUUAGUACAUUUUGAUGGUGAGCUUUUGACGGUGUCAUUUGUUGUCUCUUAUCUGCAAUGAUGUAUCUUUUUUUUUUGGGGGGGGGGGGUCAGAGAUUGUUAUGCGGGAGGGUCAUAUCAUUGGUUUACAGGGUAAACAUGCUGUUCAUCGCUGACGUCGUCAUAUAUUUGGGAGGGUCCUGGAGAAUAGUGAUGGCCUGCUGACUUCAGGCAUCCACGUGGGGAGAGAUGAUUUGCCAGAUGGAUGGCACUGAGACAAGUGACACUUCUCACUGUUUUUAUAUUAACCAUGUCUGUGUUUGUUGAAAGCGUUUUUGGAUAUUAAGCACUUAGUUGUCAGUCUAUUCACGAUGGCAUUUUAAAGAAUCUGUGUUUCCUGGGGCAGGUGAAAAGUGGACUCAAGAACAGCAAAGAAGUCCCGCUGUGGACGUAUCCUUUAACACCUACCUGUUUAUUUUGGUCUUGCCGCCGAUAUUCUUUAGCGCUCCCACACUCAAAGCGACAAUCACAUUUUAGUGAACGACGAAUCAGCCGCUUCGAGCAGGUGCAGACCGAACUUAAAGCUGCUUAAAGGCAAAUUCCUCAGCAUCACUUGGAGUUUGCUUGCAUUGAAGAGGUGACAAAAAAAAGCCAUCUUUCUAUUACCCCUUGGUCCAUGGUGGCGGUCGCUUCAGCUGGCCUGCUAGAAUCUCGUCUAGGAGCUGUUGUGCCGGUCUGACCUCUGACCUUUUACUGCCUAGUGGUGGACCCGAGACUCAACUCCACAUCCAGGCAGAUUUUGUACAGUUAUGAGAUAUUCCUAGUGUCAAGUGCCAUUUAUUUUACAUAUACAGUACUGAAGUUACCAAGUGACGCACAAUUUUUCUUUUAGCCCCCCGUGCUAGGGUUUAUACUGUCCAUGCAGGGAAAUCUAAAAACAAAAAAGCAAAUGAAACGUCCUUUUUUAAUUUUUUGUGUGCUGCAUUUCUUUCUUUUCUUCCAAAUCCAUCACAGCCUUAGCUUUUAACUGUUUCAAUUAUUAGAUCUAUCAUUUUGAACACGACAAUGCUGUAUCCCAGGCUCAGCUUACCUGGGCCUGCAUCAAAUGUUCUCUCCACUAUGAGACCUAUAACAUAUUUCAAGUGUACUUCAGUGCAUCUCCUGUGUUUGUACGGGUUCCAGGAAGUCGAGGAAAAAGGCAUUCGAAAGCAUUCUGGUAGUUUUUUGUAACAUUAGUUGACAUGUUUUCACAUUUAUUUGCAGUGUUUUAAAGGCCCUCUCUGUUAAUGAUGUGAAAUGUUUCCAGCUUGUGAUUUUGUGCAUCCAGGGACAGUUUCUUUCCCCUGACUGAAAACUCUGAAGCGAUGGCAUUGAGCUUAUUUAGUAGUUUAGAAAGACUCACCUCUAUCUCUAGUUCUUUUUUGUCACAGUGGAUCGUCACAACACAAACAUAAUGACUGUUAUAGGACUACCUCCUCUUCCUUCUUCAUCAUACUUACCUGCAGAAAGCUCAUCUCAGCCAUGUUUUUUUUUUUCCUUUCCUAUCCAGACAGAUGGAAGGUUUGUAAUUUCAUCAGGCAAAGCAAAAAUACAGCCAGGCUUUAUACAUUGGUUCUCUAUGUGUGUUUAUCAUUUAUCCGCUGAUGAAAUUUAAGAAUGUGAUGGUAAACAGACUAAGCCAUAUCCAGCUGUUCCCUAAACUGAUGACAGACUAAUAGGUUGUUUUUAAAAGUAUAUACUCAAAUCACUUAUAACUUACAUCCAUUUUGUUUCUUGUCCAUACAGUUUCUGUGGUCAAUACACACCUGUUUCAUUAUAAAACAAAAUAAUCAUUCAAACCUAAAAAGAGUUGAUAUCUGAUGUGUUCCCUGGACUGUCCAAGGGUGGGUGGGGGGGAUUGACAUAAACAGUACAUUGUUCAACAAUUUUUGUGCAUAAUGAUUUUUUUUAUUAUAACCCACUGUAUAAUAGCAAGGAUUGUAUAUAAAACUGAAGAGAUGUAAAUAUUUAUGUGGCUUGCUUCAAGGUUGGUAUUACAAAAAAAAAUAUUCACAUGGUUAAAUUCUACAUGCCCACCAGCAAGCUUUGUGGAUAGCAGUGUAAAAAUGAAAAACAAAAAAGACACUGCCUUAAUGUUUAAAUAAAAAGCUUAUUGCCA
Molecule: messenger RNA, 9393 nt
Organism: Xiphias gladius (swordfish)
Lineage: Eukaryota; Metazoa; Chordata; Actinopteri; Istiophoriformes; Xiphiidae
Product: nuclear receptor corepressor 2-like
Exons: 40
Coding region: 59-6475 (2138 amino acids)
Biological process (GO): negative regulation of transcription by RNA polymerase II
Molecular function (GO): transcription corepressor activity
Source: RefSeq, a predicted model, not a curated record